This is a messenger RNA of Gloeophyllum trabeum ATCC 11539, 2081 nucleotides long. RefSeq names its product DnaJ-domain-containing protein. The transcript is spliced from 14 exons. Lineage: Eukaryota; Fungi; Basidiomycota; Agaricomycetes; Gloeophyllales; Gloeophyllaceae. Gene Ontology annotation, biological process: protein import into peroxisome matrix. Gene Ontology annotation, cellular component: cytosol. The record is from RefSeq and is a predicted model, not a curated record. Bases 158 to 1639 code for a protein of 493 amino acids.
CAGCCCCGGCAGACGCCAUUGCGUGAUCGGCCGCUGUGCAUCCAUUUUGGGCGGCUUAGCUGCUCCUCAUCUUUUGUUCUCCUGCUUCAUUUCUUAGACACCUCUGCUUGCUCACGUCCUCUAACGACCUCUCGUUCCGUAUUCCAUCUCCCCAGCCAUGGCCCCCGUCGAGACGGAAUUCUAUGACCUGCUGGGCGUGUCCCCGGACGCGACCGAUAGCGACCUCAAGAAGGGGUACAGGAAGGCUGCCAUGAAGUACCACCCCGACAAGAACAAGUCCCCGGAGGCGGAGGAGAAGUUCAAGGAGAUAAGCAAGGCGUACCAGGUCCUCUCCGAUCCCAAUUUGCGUGCGGUGUACGACAAGCAUGGAAAGAAGAUGACGGAGAAAGAGGGCGCCUUUGGCGUCGACGACGCCGCAGGCUUUUUCGCGAACGUCUUCGGCGGGGAGCGGUUCAAAGACUACAUCGGCGAGAUAUCCCUCAUGAAAGAGAUGACCUCCACCGCCGCCGCGAUGAUGACCGACGAAGAAAAGGCCGAGUUCGAGAGGGAGCUCAACGGCGGCGCCUCGCCCGCCGUGCAGUCGCCAAACGCCGAGGAGCCGGCGGCCACCGCCAUGCUGAGCGCCUCCGCGUCCGCGCCCUCCUCCCCGCCGCGCAGCGCUUCCCCGCUCUCGCCCGCCGCCAACGGGACCCCGCGCCACUCGGUCAUGCUCUCCCCCACGCCAUCCGCGACCGACGCCUCCUCGAAGCACCUCGCCAAGGACGACACCGAGAAGCCCCUCUCGAAGGAGGAAAAGGAGGAGCGGCGGAAGAAGAGCAAGCUCACGCCGGAGCAGAAGCGGAAGCUCGCGGAGCUCGACGAGGAGCGCCAGCGCGCGAUGCGCGCGCGCGUCGACGACCUCACGCGCAAGCUGGUCGAGCGCCUGCGCCCGUUCGUCGACGCGCAGCGCCCCGGGGACCGCGGCGACCCCGAGACGCUCGCGUUCGAGCAGCGCGUGCGGCGCGAGGCGGAGGAUCUGAAGCUCGAGAGCUUCGGCGUCGAGCUCCUGCAGACGAUCGGGAAUGUGUAUAUCAUGAAGGCGACGUCGUUCAUGAAGUCGAGGAAGUUCCUCGGGAUCCCCGGAUUCUGGUCACGGCUGAAGGAGAAGGGCGCCGUCGCAAAGGACGCGUGGGGCGUCAUCGGCAGCGCUGUCGGCGUGCAGUCGCUGAUCGCGGAUAUGGAGAGGUUACAGGCGAAGGGCGCGAGCGAGGAGGAGCUGCGAGCCUUGGAGAUGGACGUAACGGGCAAGAUCCUCCUCGCGUCGUGGCGCGGCACGCGGUUCGAAGUGGUGCAGGUCCUACGUGAGGUCGUGGACAACGUCCUGAAGGAGCCCGGCGCGUCGGAGCAGACUCUGCUCAACAGGGCGAAGGGCCUUCUCUUGAUCGGCGCGAUCUUCAAGUCGACGCAGCCGGACGAGACGGACGAGGAGCGGCGCGAGCUCGAGCGAAUGGUCGCAGAGGCCGCGCAGGGCAAGUCGAAGCACCACCAGCUGCGCGCACAGGCGCGCGCCGCGGGCAAGUCAAGGGAGCACACGCCCUCGCCGAGCGUCUCGGACAACCUGAAGCCGAAAGAGCAGCCUGCGGAGGCGGCGAGCUCAUGAGCGUCCUCCCCUUCCGCUUCUCUGUUGCUUUCUGGUCGUGGUCUCCGUCCCGGACAACUCUCUACUAGGCUAAACUAUGUUAGAUCUGCUUACUUCUGCUCUAAUUUGCUGUUGUGGUGCACUGAUUGGUAUAAUGUGGCAGUCAUGAUGGAGUACAUACAUACAUAUAUACGUUCUCACGGGGAAUAUAGCUUAUAGAUAGGCUGUGCUGUGGUAUACUAUGUCGUGGCUGCGGUGAGUGGUGCGGCUGAGCGGCAUGAGAAGAGGGGGAGGCAUAAACCAAGAUUGCCUGUCGUCGAGCGGAUCGUUACCGUGCUUUCAUGUCGUCAAAGUCCUGCUUGAUCGAUACCUGAGCAUAGGUGUGCAGUAGAGUAUCGAGCACUUCGUUACUACUGUGCUUUCAUGUCGUCAAAGUCUUGCUUGACUUGAGCGUAAAAGUCGG